Messenger RNA from Neurospora tetraspora, 1671 nucleotides. RefSeq lists its product as uncharacterized. Lineage: Eukaryota; Fungi; Ascomycota; Sordariomycetes; Sordariales; Sordariaceae. The coding region runs from base 1 to 1671 and encodes 556 amino acids. The transcript is spliced from 4 exons. The record is from RefSeq and is a predicted model, not a curated record.
AUGACUUCCCGCUCGUCAGCUUUCUCCUUCACCCUUUCUCUCAUCUUAUGGUACUGUGUCCUUAUCAGUGCAGAAGACACGACCGCCCAGCUACCGACAUCAACACUCCUACCCGAUGGCAAUCAGCAGGCCACAGUAGGGUGGGUGAGCAAUCCCAAAAGGAGAGGAACCUUGACCAUCAUUAUUGAAUGUUUGACGACAAUCUUUGCCUGCACCUGGACCGUCUUGCACCUCAACGUUCCUGCUAUAACCGAUUCCACCAAGACACGGGUUCUACGCAAAGUGAAAUGGAUGGCUAUUACAGUUCUCUUUCCCGAAUUCAUCUUCGCCAAAGCUGUUUGCGAGCUUCGAUUUGCGUUAUACAACACGCUUGACAAGAUGUACCGAAGCAUUACAUUUUCGCCAGAGCACUCCUUCGAAAUCGUGUCAGAGGCGAAAGUCCAAAAUGGCCGUUCCUGUUGGGUUAUUUGGGCAUGGACCGUCGAAUUUGAACCAGUGAAGAGCAUGCUAUACAAAAUACUACUGCAGCAUUCACCAUACAAAUACGGAUCGAGAUCGGUACAUGAACUGGACAACGAGGGGAAGAUGGCUGAGAAUUUGAAGACAUUUUUCAAUAAGAGCUUCUCAGACAGAGACAGGCACCUCUAUGACAGAGGAAUUGCGGUGGUGAGAGUUCAGAAAUGGACGCUUACACACGCAUAUUACGUCAACAUGGGUGGAAUAGUCGGGCUGAAGCGGAUGAAACAAUGGACUGAGGAAGGAAGGCAGCCAUAUCUUACUCACUCGUAUUCAGUCGUACGGGGCGACCACGCAGUUUCGGGUUUGAAAACAUGGGGGCUCGGUCAUCCACUCAGAGAACUUCGACUAUCAGCAAACGACAUCAAGGAUAAAAGCAAAGCGGACUGGAUCGUCAAGACAAUUGCUGUGAUUCAAAUUGGACGGCUUAUCUUGGAUCUCAUUACGCGUGCUUGGUCGUUCCGGUUUCCGACGCGUGUGGAGCAGCAUGCCUGGCAAGCGGCUGCCUUGGUAUCAACGACCUUACCCAUAUUUGCCUUGGCUGGAAGCUUCUCUAUUCUACGCUACAGACCUCGAGACGUUAAGCGGAGGGUGACAGGAGCCGUAAAAAACAUAUUUGAUGAGUAUGGUACCAAUUUACUGAUUGCCGACCACGAAUGGUGGGACGCCUUCACAACUGCACUGAGCAACCUCCGAAGUUCCCUAAAAGAGCUGAGGCCCAUCAAGUAUGGAAGCAGGGAUGCAGAAAGGUUAAUCAACAUUAUCUGGGAUAUUUGCAGCAAGUUGAGGGACCCAAGGGACCAGGCUUAUGGCCUCAGAGAUCAAUACCAGGGCUGGAUGAAAAAAAAGCACCCAUCACUCCAUGGAAACCUAGGAGGGCUUCCUUAUGGAGGGCCCGAAGGAGUGUUCCAUUGGAUCCUCUCACGUUGUGCCCAGCCAGCUCCCUCGGAUGAGGAGAAGGGAUACCGAGAACUCGGGAAGAAUCGCGACAUUCAGGCACAGAGACUCUCAAGAUUCCUCAACAUAAUUAGCGCGAUCUUUUAUACGGUUGCUCGGCUUGUGCUCAUUGCAAUCAUGUUCUCCAGUCUCCGGGCGGCUCCAAACGGGGUAUACGACACUGCCGAAUGGGCCCGCUUCGUCCCGAGCUUCUCGUGA